AUUCUGUCUUAAGAGAUUUUCUAUAUAAACACCAUCUCCACAGGUAUUCCACAAAAUUCACCUUCUUCAGCUCUCUUAUUAAUUUGUCAUCUUUCAGCAGAUCCCCCUAGUUUUUCUUCCAACAUGAGUUUCAAAUCUCCCCUGCAAUUGCUCAUCAUCAUCCUUCUAGUUUUUUCAUUUGUUGUCUCUUCUGCUGCUCUCCAAACAACAAGAAGGCUUUUGCCAAACAAAGAAAAACUCUCAACCCAGAUUACAUCUGAUAAGGGUGCUGAGGAAUUGAGAAAUGGAGAAGAAAUGUUAGAUAUGGCAGAAGAGUUCAUGGUAGAGGGAAGGAUUGAUUUGGAGAGUAAUGAUUAUCCAGGGACAGGAGCAAACAACCGGCAUGAUCCAAAGACACCAGGAGGACCUUGAGAAAUUAAUGCAUAAAUUUUGUACAGAUUAUGAGAGCUAAGAGAAUUAUCAAUGGUACUAAACUUGGUAUUGGAUUUGCAUAUUGUUAAUUCUUGCUGCUAGAAUAUUCCUUUCAUCCAAUAUUUUGUAGUGGAUGAAUGUGUUUCUCUGUAGUUGGGUUGCUGUGCUAUUUUGAUUUAGAUAUGUGGAGGUGAAACUCUCUUGCUUGGUUAAGUUUGUAGACUUUAGAGCUCAAGCAAAUAUUAACAGAAAUUUCAAUUUUCUUAAGCAAGUUUAUAUUAUGUACCUUCCAUUUAGACAAAGUUGUUUAGAUGACAAAAACAAUGAGAUUAAAAGUAUGCUACUAUUUUGAUUUAUAGCUAAUUUUGAUUAAAAGUA
Messenger RNA from Glycine soja, 789 nucleotides. RefSeq lists its product as uncharacterized. Bases 124 to 411 code for a protein of 95 amino acids. The record is from RefSeq and is a predicted model, not a curated record. The transcript is spliced from 3 exons. NCBI's taxonomy places the organism in Eukaryota, Viridiplantae, Streptophyta, Magnoliopsida, Fabales, Fabaceae.